AAGAAGGAAAAUGAAAAAAGUGAAGUCCGACAGAAUGAUGAGAGGAGGCAGGGUGAAGUGCGAAGUAAUGUCUCCCUCUUCUCUUCCACUGGCAUGCCAAAAAGCAAGUGUUCCCUACGUUGCAUACCUCUAUCAUCAUUCAUCACACACACACACACACAAUAAUCCUACUAUAUAUCAUAUACAAGAAGAAUCCAGCACGUGCAGUUGGAAGCAUCCUACUAUGGCCGUUGGAGUAUUGUACGACAAACUAACCACAGUCAUGACCUCGGAUCAUGCUUCCGUCGUCUCAUUGAACCUCUUUGUUGCUCUUCUAUGCGCCUGCAUCAUCCUCGGUCACUUGUUGGAAGAGAACCGAUGGAUCAAUGAAUCCAUCACUGCCCUUCUCAUUGGUCUCUUCACUGGGGUCUUUAUAUUGCUUACUACUGGAGGAAAAAGCUCUCAUAUACUACUCUUCAGUGAAGAUCUUUUCUUUAUUUACCUUCUUCCACCCAUCAUUUUCAAUGCUGGGUUUCAGGUGAAGAAGAAACAAUUUUUCCGCAAUUUUAUAACUAUAAUGCUCUUUGGUGCAGUUGGUACUUUGAUAUCAUUCUGCAUCAUAUCACUAGGUGCCAUACACUUUUUCCAGAAACUGGACAUUGGUUCCCUCAAGAUUGGAGAUUAUCUAGCAAUUGGAGCAAUAUUUUCAGCAACGGAUUCUGUUUGCACUUUGCAGGUUCUUAAUCAGGAUGAGACUCCUUUACUGUAUAGCCUGGUCUUUGGGGAGGGGGUAGUAAAUGAUGCUACCUCCGUAGUUCUCUUCAAAGCAAUUCAGAAUUUUGACCUCUCUCACAUUGACUUAAACACUGCCUUACAGUUAAUAGGAAAUUUUUUAUAUUUAUUCAUUGCAAGCACUGUGCUGGGAGUCUUUGCUGGAUUGCUUAGUGCAUACAUUAUUAAGAAGCUAUAUUUUGGCAAGUUGAUAAGGCAUUCUACAGACCGUGAGGUUGCUCUCAUGGUACUCAUGGCAUACCUUUCAUAUAUGCUAUCUGAACUCUUUUCUUUAAGUGCCAUUCUGACUGUUUUCUUCUGCGGCAUUGUUAUGUCUCACUACACGUGGCAUAAUGUAACGGAAAGUUCACGAGUGACAACCAAGCAUGUUUUUGCCACUAUGUCAUUCAUUGCUGAAAUCUUCAUCUUCCUCUAUGUGGGGAUGGAUGCAUUAGACAUAGAGAAGUGGCGAUUUGUAAGUCAAAGUCCAAGAAAAUCUAUUGGGGUCAGUUCGUUGCUGUUGGCACUUAUCCUGGUAGGAAGAGCUGCAUUUGUUUUCCCCUUGUCCUUCUUAUCCAACUUGCUUAAGAAGUCUCAAUCUGAGAAAAUUGAGUUAAAGCAACAAGUAACAAUUUGGUGGGCUGGUCUCAUGCGUGGAGCUGUUUCUAUCGCACUUGCUUACAAUCAGUUCACCAGGCUGGGCCAUACUAAAUUGCGAGAGAAUGCCAUCAUGAUCACCAGUACCAUUACUGUUGUACUCUUCAGCACAUUGGUGUUUGGGUUGAUGACAAAGCCACUUGUGAGGCUCUUGCUUCCUUCCUCUAAACACGUAGUCAGCUUGCCGACCCCACCAUCGACACCAAAAUCAUUCACUGUGCCACUUCUUGGCAGUGGAGAGGAUUCAUGGGCCAAUGGUGGCACCCAUAAUGGGCCCCCACCAAGCACCUUGAUGAUGCUCCUAAGCUGCAUUCCAACUCGUGGGGUACACCACUAUUGGCGCAAAUUUGAUGAUUCUGUCAUGCGACCCGUCUUUGGUGGACGAGGUUUUGUACCCUACGUUCCCGGGUCACCCCUUGAACAAAGUGUUCAUCAGUGGCAUUGCACUUAGAAGAUAGAUAGAUACUACUGAUUAUGAUUAUGCAUGUGAUGGAUGGUGUGGUUGUUUGUGGUGUAUGUAAAAUCGGCUUGGCUUUGGUUGUGUGCACUUUUGUCAAUAGUUACAACAUGUCAACUUCACAAAUGAUACUUAAAGAGAAGAAAAAGAAACAUGUUAUAGGGGAAGAAUUUAUGUACACAUAUUUGUCCCCCUGAUUUUGCUGACAUAGAGAGAGGGGGUUGCUUGCUUUUUAGUUAAUACUUGUAACUUGAUGCUACUAAGGUGAUUCAUAUUUUGUGUGUAUACAUGGUAUGAAUGGAAAGGUAUUGACA
This is a messenger RNA of Cajanus cajan (pigeon pea), 2178 nucleotides long. Its product is annotated as sodium/hydrogen exchanger 1. Gene Ontology annotation, molecular function: potassium:proton antiporter activity; sodium:proton antiporter activity. Gene Ontology annotation, biological process: regulation of intracellular pH; potassium ion transmembrane transport; sodium ion import across plasma membrane. The record is from RefSeq and is a predicted model, not a curated record. NCBI's taxonomy places the organism in Eukaryota, Viridiplantae, Streptophyta, Magnoliopsida, Fabales, Fabaceae. Gene Ontology annotation, cellular component: plasma membrane.